Messenger RNA from Octopus bimaculoides (California two-spot octopus), 519 nucleotides. RefSeq names its product cilia- and flagella-associated protein 68-like. Gene Ontology annotation, biological process: flagellated sperm motility. Lineage: Eukaryota; Metazoa; Mollusca; Cephalopoda; Octopoda; Octopodidae. The record is from RefSeq and is a predicted model, not a curated record. Gene Ontology annotation, cellular component: nucleus.
AUGAAUGCUGUCGCUGAUAUUAUGAAUGUUGUCACUGAUAUCACGAAUGUUGCCGCUGAUAUCAUGAAUGAAAACUAUGUGAAGGCACAUCUGAUUUUUAUAUUUGUUAUUGAGGCUGAGACCGCGCUGACACAGCACGGUCACGUGCCUACUGACACGUGGGCUCUCCUGACCUUCUCCUUUCCAUAUAUGUUUGAUGGUUACUUCAAGACCACCUACCAAGCAGAUUAUGGCAGAAAUCCUUAUGCAAUUCCAAAACUGAGUAAAGGGUGCCAAGGUCACUAUACAUCUGCCUACCCUGGUCAUAAACUAGUAGACGACUUUCAGAGCCGGUUGGAUAACUUCAGAACCACAUACAGGAAUUCCUAUUGUCGUCCACAGGAAGAUUUGAAGAAUCGUCAAUCUGCCCUGAACAUCACGUCCUCUGGGUGGCAACCCUUUGACCAGGAGAAUUACCAUAAAAUAUGUAUGAACAGGUGUAUUUGGCAGAAGCAAUAAACAUUUUAUCUUGGUUUUUUU